GGGCUCGUGGGCCCGGCGUGGCUAUGGCGGAGGCGGCGCUGGACGCCGUGCGAAAGCAUUUAUCAGAAUUUCCAAAUGCUGCGCGGGAGCUCAACGUGCCGUUCGCUGUGCCCUACCUGGAAGGGCCCCCGACUCCUCUCCAGUUCUGCAGAGACUGGGUGUGUCCCAACAGGCCUUGCAUCAUCCGUAAUGCCCUGCAACACUGGCCCGCCCUUAAGAAGUGGACGUUCUCCUACCUCAGGGCCACCGUGGGCAGCACGGAGGUGAGUGUCGCUGUGACGCCAGAUGGUUAUGCGGAUGCAGUGCGUGGGGACCGGUUUGUGAUGCCUGCAGAGCGGCGGCUGCCUCUGGGAGCAGUGAUCGAUGUGCUGGAGGGCAAAGCCUGUCACCCUGGGGUGCUCUAUGUGCAGAAGCAAUGCUCUAACCUCUCCUGUGAGCUGCCCCAGCUGCUGCUUGAUGUUGAAUCCCAUGUGCCCUGGGCCAGCGAAGCACUGGGGAAGAUGCCUGAUGCUGUGAACUUCUGGCUGGGGGAAGAAGCAGCAGUGACAUCUUUGCACAAGGAUCACUAUGAGAACCUGUACUGUGUGAUAUCUGGGGAGAAGCAGUUCCUCUUACACCCUCCCAGUGACCGACCUUUCAUCCCUUAUGAGCUGUAUACGCCAGCAACCUAUCACAUGUCUGCGGAUGGCUCCUUCAAGAUGGUGGAUGAGGAGGCCAUGGAGAAGGUGCCUUCAUCUCAGGUGUGUCUGCUCUCUGUUCGGGUCCUAAAGGCCCAUGGCUUUCCAUCCAAAGACAUAUUAACCCCCUCUGACAGCUAUGUGAGCCUAUGGCUGCCCACAGCUUCAAGUCAAGAAUUUCGGACACGUACAGUAAGGAACUGCAGUAACCCUGUUUGGAACCAGACCUUCUGCUUCCGGAUCCAUCACCACGUCAAGAAUAUGCUGGAGCUGAAAGUAUUUGACCAGGACCAUUUGACCAAAGAUGACCCCGUAUUCUCUGUGCUCUUUGAUGUGGGGACUCUGAAAGUUGGGGAGAGCCAGCGGGAGAGCUUUACCCUUAAUCCUCAGGGCAAGGAAGAGCUGGAGGUGGAGUUUUGGCUACAAAAUCUGCCAGCAUGCCCUGAACAGCUCAUCACCAAUGGUGUCCUUGUGGCCCGAGAGCUUUCCAGUUUGGAUGUUCAGCUAGAAAAGAUGGGGAGCAUACAAGAUAACUCAGAGUCAGAUGGUGGAGUCGAAGCCCUAGUGUUGGGGUCCUAUGAGGGCAGCCAGACUGUCACCCCAGGCAGCAACCCCAUCUGCUUCCACUCUCCAGCUUGCUGGGAGUCAGAGCUAAGUGUUAAGCUCCAGGGAACUUCUCAGGAGGCGCUGAAGGUGCCAUUGAAGUCACUACCUUCCGGUCACGCGGUGAGGGUCUCCUUACCCACAACAGAGGAACUGAUGAUGCAGCUGAAAGCCAAGAAAGGCCCUGAGGAGCUGGCAGUGCGCCUGGACUUUGGGCUGUGUGAAGAGGAGCGGGUGUUCCUGAGGAAGAGGAAGCAGGUGGUGGCCAAAGCCCUGAAACAAGCCCUGCAAUUAAAGGAAGAGCUGCAGGAGGAUGAGAUUCCAGUGGUGGCCAUCAUGGCCACAGGCGGAGGGAUCCGGGCAAUGACUUCCUUGUAUGGGCAGCUCUCAGGUCUGAAGGAGCUGGGACUUUUGGAUUGUGUCUCCUACAUCACUGGAGCCUCUGGUUCCACAUGGGCCAUGGCCAACCUAUAUGAGGAUCCAGACUGGUCCCAGAAGGACUUGGCAGGGCCUACAGAAGCAGUGAGGGCACAAGUGACCAAGAGCAAACUGAGCAUACUGGCCCCUUCCCGGCUACGGCAGUAUCGGCAGGAAUUAAAGGAGCGCGCCCAGCAGGGCUACCCUGCCUGCUUUACUAACCUAUGGUCCCUACUUAAUGAGGCCUUGCUACAUGAUGAGCCCCAUGACUACAAGCUGUCAGACCAGCAGGAGGCCCUGGAGCAUGGUCAGAACCCACUGCCCAUCUACUGUGCCCUCAACACCAAGGAGAAGAGCCUGAGCACCUUUGAGUUUGGAGAAUGGGUGGAGUUCUCCCCAUAUGAGGUUGGCUUUCCCAAAUACGGUGCCUUUGUCCCUGCUGAGCUUUUUGGCUCCCAGUUCUUCAUGGGGCGACUGAUGAAGCGAUUACCUGAGUCCCGGAUCUGCUUCUUGGAAGGCAUCUGGAGCAACCUUUAUGCAGCUAAUCUUCAAGACAGCCUAUACUGGUCCUCAGAGCCUGACCAAUUCUGGGAUCGCUGGGCUCAGGAUCAAGUCACCUUGGACAAGGAGAGAACACCCUCUCUGAAGAUGGAAGAGCCGCCCUCCACCACAAGCAAAAUUGCCAAAUUCUUUACGGACCUUUUAACCCUGCGCCCCUUGGCUGCGGCCUCUCACAACUUCCUGCAUGGGCUGCAUUUCCACAGGGAUUACUUCAAGCACCCGCAUUUCUCUGCCUGGAAAGGCACCAAGCUGGAUGGGCAUCCUCACCAGCUGACGCCUGUGGAGCCACACCUCUGCCUGCUGGACGUCGGCUACUUCAUCAACACCAGCUGCCCUCCUCUGCUGCUGCCCACCCGCCAAGUGGACCUUAUCUUGUCAUUAGACUACAACCUCCAAGGCCGCUUUCAGCAGUUGGAAUUGGUGAGCCGGUACUGCCAGCAGCAGGGGAUCCCUCCCCCCAUCACUCUGAGUCCGGAGGACCAGGAGUUGCCUCAGGAAUGCCACAGAUUUUCUGACCCUGAGUCUCUAGCUGCCCCUGUUGUGCUCCACUUCCCCUUGGUCAAUGACUCCUUUCAGCAUCACUCAGCUCCUGGCGUCCAGCGGAAGCCUGAGGAACUGGCAGCAGGGGAGGUGAACUUGACCUCUUCUGGUUCCCCUUAUCAUUACACGAAGGUGACGUACAGCGAGGAGGAUGUGGACAAACUACUCAGCCUCACCCGGUAUAACAUCUGCAACAAUCGAGAGCGGCUCCUUCAGGCCCUUGGGGAGGCCGUGCAGCGGAGGAGACAGCGGAAUGGUCAGGGGCAGUCAUGAUGGGAGGUCAGCUGCUUCGGACCACUGCGACCAGAUGAACUGGACUUCUGGUCUGCCAUCCUACACCCCCUCCCCCCUCACCUCCCUCAACCUGCAGACUUCUUCAUGCACUCCAGAGUUUCAAAGGUGGGGGGACUGAUUUGGUUUCUUGGGUACCCAAGUUCCAUCUAGUUGAGGCCUUCUUGGCUCUUAUACCCUGUGGCCAAACCUUGGGAAUGUCCUAGACAUGAGGUCCACGUCAGCUUGCUUCUGAAUCUACUACCACUUUCAGCAAGAAGUUCUGGAGAACCAUGGGGAGGGUGCUGCAGAAAUGAAGACCCAGGGAGCACGCCUUAUCAAAAAUACCUGUUCGAACCACCAGGGAAAAGAAAAGACAGCAACCCCAAUGCAGCUGUGCAUCCUGUGCUAUUUUCAUGUGCCCCUCCAUGGAGAGGGCAGGAGGCUUGGGCCCCUGUUUUCUUCCUUGGGGAAUGUGAAAUGCCAGAUCAGACAGCCCAUAGCACUCACCAGUUGUGGUGGGAGGUCAUCUGGGAAGUGUCUCCGUGUGUGUUUGUGCAUAUGUAUUCAUGUGUAUGUAUGUAUGUAUGUAUGUGUAUAUAUGCAUGUGUGUGCAUGUGACAGGGUUGGGGAGAAGGAUGGAGAGAUAGGAGAAGAAGGAUGAGAGGAAAGCAGUUGGAACACAGACUGGUUCCUCUGAAUGGGUGGACUAUAUUUGAUAUAAAGAAUCAAAGCCCUAA
This is a messenger RNA of Phascolarctos cinereus (koala), 3808 nucleotides long. Lineage: Eukaryota; Metazoa; Chordata; Mammalia; Diprotodontia; Phascolarctidae. The record is from RefSeq and is a predicted model, not a curated record.